AUGAAUGAUGUGCACUACAGUGAACAAUCAUUUCUCGACCAGUUAAUGGUGUGUACGGAAUACGUCGAUAAAGCGGAAAGAUAUGAACUCCUCGGACCGUUAUACCGUCUCAUCAUACCGAUUUACGAACGAAGAAAGGACUACCAAGCACUACUUGCCUGCUAUCAGCAUUUGACUAAAGCUUACGCAAAAGUUAUCGAAGUCACAAACUCUGGUAAACGAUUGCUCGGACGAUUCUAUCGGGUGGCAUUCUUUGGAAAGGCACAUUUCGCGGAAGACGAAGAGGGCGUCGAGUUUAUUUACAAGGAACCAAAAUUGACAUCACUAAGUGAGAUCUCCGAGAAGCUACAAACGUACUACGAACAAAAAUUUGGCGUGGGCACCGUGAAGAUGAUAAUGGAUUCAGCUCCGGUGAACCGUGAAGAUCUGGAUAGCAGGCUGGCCCACAUCCAGGUGACAUGGGUGAGAGCGGCGCCCGAGGGCAUGGCGGCCGCGAGCACAAGCGGCGAGAGUUUGUUCGAGCGCGCUCACAACGUGCGCCGCUUCGUGUUUGAGACGCCGUUCACGCGCGACGGCGCGCCGCGCGGGCCCGUGCACCAUCAGCGUCUGCGACUCACGCAUCUCACCACUGAAAAUUGGUUCCCAUAUGUGAAGCGGCGUAUCCCCGUCAUCGAGACUCAAGUAGAGGAGAAGAGUCCUAUAGAAGUAGCGGUGUCUGAAAUGGAGUCGCAGGUUACGGAACUAACGGAAAUUGUUAACGCAAAAGCACCCGAUCUAAAGAAGCUCCAGCUGAGGCUGCAAGGAAGCAUAUGCGUACAAGUUAACGCCGGUCCGCUAGCGUAUGCGAACGCGUUUUUGGAUCCAACAUUGGCACCGAUGUAUCCCGACGAAAUGGUUGAUAAAUUGAAAGCAACUUUCAAGGAGUUCUUAACAGUAUGUCACUCAGCGCUUCAACUGAACGCAAAACUCAUUAGUUCAGAUCAAGUGUCUUACCACGAAGCCCUCGAGACUAACUACUACAAGCUUAGCGACUCACUGUCCGGAAUGCUGGGCCAACCUUUACAAGAUAUACUCGUGAAUGGUAACCUUAGUACCACCGUCACUGGAGUAGAAUUGGAGUCCAGUAAUGCUUGA
This is a messenger RNA of Parnassius mnemosyne (clouded apollo), 1134 nucleotides long. The record is from the annotation of a GenBank genome assembly. Lineage: Eukaryota; Metazoa; Arthropoda; Insecta; Lepidoptera; Papilionidae.